This is a messenger RNA of Nicotiana tabacum (common tobacco), 462 nucleotides long. NCBI's taxonomy places the organism in Eukaryota, Viridiplantae, Streptophyta, Magnoliopsida, Solanales, Solanaceae. The record is from RefSeq and is a predicted model, not a curated record.
GCCAUACACGAGGUAUACAAAUUUUCCGAAUUAUUGCACUAUCUUUAGUGAUACCAGCCAUCACAUGUUCAUUUGGUGUGACAUGUUACAUUUGCUUUGAGCAAAGCCGAUACAACCGCCGAGCAGCGGCUGCAGUCCAGAACACUACGGCCGCUACAGCAGCCGCCGUAGCACCACAACCGGAAACGACCACCGGCCUCGACGAAUCGACGAUCGAAUCCUACACAAAAGUUGUGCUAGGAGAAAGUCGGAGAGUUCCAGGGCCAAAUCAUGGAACUUGUCCAAUAUGUUUGGCAGAGUACCAUCCUAAAGAGACAGUGAGAUGCAUACCUGAGUGUGAACAUUGUUUCCAUGCAGAAUGCAUUGAUGAAUGGUUAAAGAUCAAUGGUACUUGUCCUGUUUGUAGAAAUACUCCUUCUCCUGCUCAUGUUAAUUCUUAAUAACACGUUCUAAUUUCCCACA